Ixodes scapularis (black-legged tick) is the source of this 425-nucleotide messenger RNA. Its product is annotated as neuropeptide-like protein 31. Lineage: Eukaryota; Metazoa; Arthropoda; Arachnida; Ixodida; Ixodidae. Bases 71 to 304 code for a protein of 77 amino acids. The transcript has 2 exons. The record is from RefSeq and is a predicted model, not a curated record.
UCGCAAAAUGUCACCAUGAGUAACAUGACGAAGGAGCGCUGCUUUUCCGGAGAGAUCUUUAUCAAUCGACAUGAUGUCCUGCAAGUCCCUCCUGGUGGCUCUUGUGGUCCUGGCAGCCUUGUGCAGCCUAGCGGCCGCCCAGUUUGGCUACGGAGGCUACGGCCGCGGCUACGGAGGUUACGGUGGCUACGGUCGUGGGUACGGCGGCUACGGAGGCUACGGAGGCUACGGAGGUUACGGCCGCGGAUUCGGCGGCUACGGUCGUGGAUACGGCGGCUACGGACGCUACGGUUAUUUCGGUUGAGUCACGACUUGGCUAACCCCGACGACAUCAACGUGCCACACCUGACCAUGCGGGAAAUCACGAAGAGGGAAUGUACUGUUGAGCAAUAAGCAUCGCACAAUAAAUUAUUUCUUCACAGUCA